Molecule: messenger RNA, 3816 nt
Organism: Dracunculus medinensis (Guinea worm)
Lineage: Eukaryota; Metazoa; Nematoda; Chromadorea; Rhabditida; Dracunculidae
Source: the annotation of a GenBank genome assembly
AUGGGAUCGAUUGGAGAUGUUCAGGCUCAGUUGUCUUUUCCAAAUAUUAUUACACAAUCUGAGGGUUUUUUAAAUCUCAUCAAAUAUCUCAAAAAGUCGAGAAAUGAUGCUAAGGAGAAGGUGAAUUUAUCUAUUUUGGACAAGAUUUCUUAUAUGUUUAUGAAAAAAGCUGUAAAUUUAUUGUGUUCUGAAAUGCGUAAUGGAUCAGCAAUUGUAUCGAAUUGGAUUUGCAGUAUCAUUCCGUACUUAAUAAAUGAGAAUAUCCUUAGUGCAGAUGAAGUUCAACCGGAGUGUCUUAUUAAUUCAUCAAAUUGGACAAAUCCAACUGCAAUAUUCAAUUUAAUUUUUAAUAUUACUGAGGAUUUAAUUUCAUCGUCGUUACAAAUUUUGGCCCAUGUUGAUCAACGCUGGCAUUCACAAUUUGCAGCUGCCUUAAAACUUUUGAAUUUGAAAAAUUCGUUUCCAUGCAUCAUGCGAUUAUUACUCGACAAACGUAUGGCAGAAGUUAAUAAAUUGGAAUUGGCUAAUUUUGUUGUUCUUCGAAAUAUUAGUCGUGAAAUGGGACUAUUAUUUAGUUUAAGUGAUUUUUCAGUUAAUCAUUCAGUUCUUUCAUGUAAAGAUUCGCUUCAUCGAACUAAUUACAUAUUAAAACAUGCAGAUCAGUUUUCGGUAGAUAUAUUGAAAACUUCAAGAUUGGAUUAUCCUGAAUGCAUUUUUACUCUCGUUAAGUGCCUUUAUGACAGUUCUCCAUGUUCAGCAAUGGCUCUGCUGAUUAAUCCGACAUUUCCAAUCCACCCUUCUAUGACUGCUGUUCUUCUUAGCCUUUAUCAAUGCUUACGAUAUAUUGCUGAUGAAAAAAAUCUUCCUUCGACUUUCGUCCCUGUUGGUUAUGCUGACUGUUUAAAAAAUUUGAUAGAAAAGACAAAAAAUGCUAAUAUUCAGCUGUACGAUGAUUAUGAUUGUGAUAAUAAUCAUGCUAUACAUUAUUUGCAUUGGAUAGCGGCAUCCGAAUCGCGUAUUGAAACAUUUCUGCAGGCAUGGAUCCUGAAAAAAACGACAAGUGUUAACCAUUAUGAAUUGGAUUUUGUUGCUGGUCUACUUCCAAAAUUAAAUGCAAAGACCGUUAAUCGUUUCUUGGAACUUUUGUUUAUUUUUUCAUCAAAAAAUAAAGGUUUGUUUAUGAUUCCAUCUAUUCUUCAUUUACUUCUCUCACUUACCAAUAUGACUGAUUUACGCUAUGAAGCAUUGAAAUUAUUGGGUGAUGUUUGGUCACGGAAUCAAGAAAUUUUUGAUCGCCUUAAACCGCUUCUAAUAAUCGAUCCUCACAAAGACGAUUUGGAAUGGCAAAAAUCGAAAAUUUCAUUAAUCAAACGUAUUUGUUGGGAAGGAUGUGAAUCUGACGAUCUGAAGGAGUUGAUGGAACAGCUGAAAAUUAUACUGGACAGUGAGAAUGAAUUGUUACUGGAUGUGAUACAAGCUUUUGAAGGAUUAUGUGCUUCGGAGAUAUUGAAGCUUCGUUCUAUUUCUACAGCGAUUAAAUCCAUUGUUUUGAAGCGGCAGAGAAUCGAAGAAGUUUGCGCCUAUUUAAGCUUUUUGGCUUCUGGAUCAAUCGGUGCUGAAGAUGAGGAAAUCCAAGUUGAAUUUAUGGUAGAAAUAAUAAAUUUCACAAAAAAUUCGGAGAUGCGAGUAAGGGAAGCUGCUUGGCAGGCGUUGUUUCGUUCGUUUUCAAAGCAAGAUGUAAUUUUGAUUGCUUUGGAAAAGGCUUCUAUUUGUGACGUUUUAUCGAUGACGAAUCUUCUGCAGACUUCUAAUGAGGAUGAAAAAUUUGAAGGAUUUGUAAACUUUCUUCGAAAACUUAUAUUUACUCAAGUCGCUGAAUUCGGUCGUGGAUUAUACAAAGAAAAAUCCAUGUUUUGUGAUUUUACGGAAAUUUUUCGAGUUACAUCUCUCGAUAGUUAUAUAUUUAAAAAAAUUGAUAUCAAUACCCUUAUAUUAUAUAAAUAUGCUAAACCAAGAGCUACGUCAGCCAAUGCCUUGGAAUCAUUAGAAUUUCUCUACAACUCAUUAAUACAAGUAUUGUCCUUCCCAUUUGACUCAAUUGAGAAUAAUUGGAAAGAUGUAGCGAUGUAUAUCGUUUCAUGGAAAACCUUAAUUGAAACUAUUUAUGAAAAUAUUUACGCAGCAAAGAAGCAUAAACCAUUCGAAAUUACACAACGAAUAUGUGAAACGUUUCGACGAGCUAUACUUAAGUCAAACAAUGCACAAGCUAAUGUUACUAUUAUUUUGCCAUAUUUGGCUAAAAUUUUUUCGAAAUUUGAAAUGCUUGAAUCUAAUAAUUAUUCUCUUUCUGAAUGCGCUAUAACAUGGUUGUCCGAUGUUUUUGAUCAUCUACUUUCUUGUAUCAGCGAUAAGCGCAGUAGCCACUCGAAGUUUUUUUCUCAAGAAAUGGUUUUUGACAAAGCUUUUUUACUUUUGGCUCGACUUUCAGCUUCUUUCAUGCAAUAUUUUCUUUGCGAUUUAAGAGUCAUAUCGCGUUUUACUGAUUCAAAAGAUUUGUUACUAUCAAAUGAAGAAGCUAAGCGAAAUUGGAUUGAUGAUUUGAUCGCUUCGUUAUUUGGUGAAGACGGAAGCCUACAAAGCGAUAUUGGUCGUGCAUUUAAUACAGUUUUAAAUUUCUUAUUUUGUCUUAAUGUGGAAAAAUGUUCGAUUUCGGAAAAUGAUGUAAUUUUAUAUUCAAUUUUACUUGGUUAUGAUUCAACGAUUAUUCAACCGCUUUUAAAUCGUUUAUUUCAUUCGAAUUAUAGCGCUGAUGCUGUUGGAAAACUUCUGGAGAAAUCCUCAUUGAAUGACGAAGAGAUACAAGCGAGUCUCGCUUGGUAUUUUCUUGCAUGUCCGCCGUCUAUUUUUGAUACUUUGCCACGAAAUUACAAUUAUCUUCCAGAAAAUUGUUAUUUACGUGAAAUCGUCCGAUGUUUGAAAGAAAAAAGUUGGAGUGAAAAUAAUAAGGUUGUUCCAAUUGUUUUUAACUGCCUUUUAAAACACAGUUGCGACGAUUAUAGGAAACUUAUUUUACCUCCGAUGAAUUGGUAUUGUUUGUAUGAACUUUAUCGUUCUGUUCCUGAUUGUGUAGAGUUGUUAUUGCGUAUUAGUCUUCAAGAAUGCAAUCUCAAGAUAUUUUGGGAAAUUUUGAUCUCUUGUGGCUCUUCUGAUACGUUGAAAUGGUCAAAAUUUAUUGUGGAAUUUCUAGAAAAAUUAUCUAAAAAUUUGUGCAUAGCGCAGUUCAAAGGUUUACUAUUAAAAUUAUUUGAUCUCGCUGAAGAAAAUGAAUGGGAUGAAGAAAUUCUAAAAGCUCUGGCAAACUUUCCAGAUCCAUUAUUAGUUAAGAUGUGGAUAAAAAAGGUGCCCAAAAUUGUCAGUACGAAUUCUUUUGAACAUCCAUUACUGAAAUGUUUUGCUAAGGAAAUUUUAAUUUGUUGGAAAAUAUUUAUUGCAUUAUUCGUGUCCGAUCCUUCUUUGUCGCCACCAAUUUUUACAUCUUGUCAAGGAAUUAAUGAUGAUGAAUUAUGGACUUGGGUUCAGUCUCGAUUAUUUCAACAUUUUGAGCAAAUCAUGAUGCAUAAUGAUUAUGAACCGGAGCAUAAACAUUGCUUUCUUGCUUUUCUAAUUGGUUUAUUGAAAAUGAAGGAUUUAUUCGAGGAAGAAACUGUACUACGAAUACGUGAAAUAGUAUGGAUAAUGUUGAAGAACGAUCGAGAAUAUUCUAUGAGUGUCAUUGAUGAAGAAAAUUUAUGGAACGAUAUUUUUAUUCCUUUUUAA